GAGUUGACCAGCAGGGAGCGCCUGUUGUCGCUCUCAUUGUGUCUCUGCACCUCCGGGCGGAGAGAGACGGGUCAGAGGAAAAUGGCGGACGGUGUGGAUCACAUCGACAUCUACGCCGACGUAGAGGAGGAAUUUAACCAGGAAUCUGACUACCCAGUGCACGAGCAGAUCGACCUGUACGAUGAUGUAAUAUCCCCAUCGGCCAAUAAUGGUGAUGCUCCAGAAGACCGUGACUACCUGGACGCAUUACCUGCACCCGGUGGCUCAGAGGGAGGCAAGAGUGCUCCACCAAAUGUGGUUUACACCUACACAGGAAAAAGGAUUGCCCUUUACAUAGGCAACCUCACAUGGUGGACAACAGAUGAGGACCUGACAGAAACAAUCCGGUCAAUAGGCAUCGCAGAUGUGCUGGAAAUAAAGUUCUUUGAAAACAGAGCCAAUGGCCAGUCAAAAGGAUUUGCCCUCGUUUGUGUGGGCUCAGAGGCUUCAUCCAGGAAGUUAAUGGAGCUCUUAUCAAAGAGGGAGCUCCACGGCCAGAGUCCCAUCGUCACGCCAUGCAACAAACAGUCCCUCAGCCAGUUUGAGAUGCAGUCACGCAAAAGUACUCAGUCAGGUCAGAUGUCUGGGGAAGGUAAAGCUGGUCCCCCUGGUGCAGGUCUUCGUGGAGGUUUCCCCAUGGGUCGAGGCAGAGGCAGAUUUCCCGGACCACCCGGCCCAGGAGGAGACCGCUUCCCUGGCCCUGUUGGACCCGGAGGACCGCCGCCACACUUUCCUGGCUCGGGGAUGACACCAGAUCUGAUUAGGCACCAAGAUGGCCCUCUGAUGGAUAUGAAUUUCAAUCCCUUCCCGCCAGGGGGCAGGAACGGGAGCUGGCGCGGCAGAGGUGGGAUGCAGGGUCCCCCACGUCCACCUCCUGGUCCACCUGGCCCCCCCGGCCCUCCAGGACCUCCACCACCUGGACAGGGCCUCCCCCCUCCCCUCGCUGGUCCUCCAAAUCGUGGCGACAGGCCGCCUCCUCCUGUUCUCUUCCCUGGUCAAUUUGGCCAGCCACCAAUGGGACCCUUACCUCCAGGCCCCCCUCCUCCAGGUUAUGGCCCUCCUCCUGGUCCCCCACCCCCCCAACAGGGUCCACCACCUCCAGGACCCUUCCCUCCUCGGCCCCCAGGUCCUAUUGGACCGCCCAUGGCUUUGGCUCCUCCUCCACACAUGCCAGGUCCCCCACCGGGCGGACCACCACCAGCCCCCCAUGUCAACCCUGCCUUCUUCCCACCACCUGGCAACAACAACAUGCCCCCCAACGACAGUCGAGGGCCCCCAGGACCAAACGACCCAUACGGACGCCCGCCACCUUAUGAGAGGGACUACGGUCCUGGAGGCCGGGAGAUGGAGGCGUCACGGACCCCCCUGAGUGAAGCGGAGUUCGAGGAGAUAAUGAACAGAAACAGAGCCAUCUCCUCCAGCGCCAUAUCAAGGGCUGUGUCUGACGCCAGUGCAGCUGAUUAUGGCAGCGCUAUAGAGACGUUGGUGACUGCAAUCAGUCUGAUCAAACAGUCCAAAGUGUCAGCAGACGACCGCUGUAAGGUCCUCAUCAGUUCCCUGCAGGACUGUCUCCAUGGAAUCGAGUCAAAGAGCUAUGGCUCUGCCUCCAGAAGAGAGCGCUCCAGAGAACGCGACCACAGCCGAUCCAGAGAAAAGAGUCGACGCCACAAGUCCCGCAGCCGCGAUAGGCAUGAGGACUAUUACCGAGAACGCAGCCGGGAGAGGGACCGCCACCGCGAGAGGGACCGGGACAGAGACAGGGAAAGAGAGAGGGAGAGGGAGUACCGACACCGUUAGACAAGACAAGCUCACAAGGAUCAAGGAUGGAUGGAAGGAAAAGGAGGAACGCUUUCAGUGCACCACCACCACGUCCCCACCCUGCAUGACCGGACAGGAUUACAACCACCACCUCUUCCUCCACCCCUCCAUCUCUCUUCUCCUCUCCUUCUCCACCCAUCCUUCUCUCUGUCUGUUCAUCUUGUCUGCCUGACUCAGAGCAGUGGAUGGAAGACCCAUACCUGUGUAAGGCUAUGUUAUCCAAACACCUAUACUCAUGGUAACUAAAGAUAAAAAGAAAAGAAACUUUCCAAACAGCUCUUUUAUUUUUAUGAUGUUUUAUUUGACAUGAAGACAAGUAUGUGUGAUGCUUUUUUUUUUUUUUUUUUUUUUUUUUUUUUUGCAAUGAAAAAAUAAAAUGGCCGCACGCCCCCUAAAUAGAAGACACAAACAUUACAUCCUAUUUGCUUUUUAUUUUCGGUGGCUCGCUGUACUGUGUACAUUCAGUUUAGAGAUCAGUCUUUAUAGGGUACAUGUUUGAUGUUUUCUGCCCCACCUCUUCCUCUCAUUCUCAUUUAUUCUUUUCAUGGUUAGUAUGUUUGUAAAUGUCUCUGCUUUUGAUUAAAAACUAGAUGGUGUUGUAAUAAAAAAUGUUUACUGAGGUACACUCUGCAUUUGUUGAAUUCCUCUACAUGUUUGGCUCGUUUAUAUUAAAUGUAUAUUUUGGAGUGCA
Paralichthys olivaceus (Japanese flounder) is the source of this 2548-nucleotide messenger RNA. RefSeq names its product cleavage and polyadenylation specific factor 6 (gene cpsf6). Gene Ontology annotation, biological process: mRNA alternative polyadenylation. Gene Ontology annotation, molecular function: mRNA binding. Gene Ontology annotation, cellular component: mRNA cleavage and polyadenylation specificity factor complex. Lineage: Eukaryota; Metazoa; Chordata; Actinopteri; Pleuronectiformes; Paralichthyidae. The record is from RefSeq and is a predicted model, not a curated record.